AUGCACCCGGCGGAGAUGACCAGCGAGGACCACGGAGGACCCCAGAGGACCAGACGAGGCACGGAGACCGGCCGCCAGCCCGCAGCUCCCUGCUCCCCGGGCCUCAAGACACAGACCUCUCGGUCCCCUGCUCUGUCCCGGGGCUUUUUGGAAACGGAUGCCGAGAGCCACACCAUGCUCCGUGGCCUUGGGCUGGAGACCCGAGGGCUGGGAGAUGGAGUCCCCCAGAUGUGGACACGCCCCAAGGUGGACGCGCCCGCGGCGGACACGCCCCAGGGCGCACGCUCCGGGGCAGGCGCGCACUCUCCGCGCGCGACGCUGGGUGGCGCUGCCGGGUCGCCCCGCGCUGGACCUGUUGCAUCCAGGGCGCAACUCCGGCAGGUGCAGAGGCAGUUGGAACCAUUAAACGAGGGUUUUCUUUCUAGAAUCUCUGAUGUGCUGCUGUGCAGAUGGACCUGGCGGCUUUGCUGUCAGAAAUGUUACGAAUCCAGCUGCUGCCAGUCCAAUGAGGAUGAAGUUGAAAUCCUGGGACCUUUCCCUGCCCAGACGCCUCCCUGGCUGGUGGCCAGCCGGAGCAGUGACAAAGAUGGCGACUCUGUCCACACAGCCAGCGACGUCCUGCUGACCUCACGGACCAAUUCCCCCGAUGGGCGCCGCUCCUCGUCUGACACAUCCCGAUCCACAUACAGCCUGACCAGGAGGAUUUCCAAUCUGGAUUCCAGACGUCCCAGCUCCCCACUCAUCGACAUCAAACCCAUCGAGUUUGGGGUGCUCAGUGCCAAGAAGGAACCCAUCCAGCCCUCGGUGCUCCGCCGGACUUACACCCCGGAUGAUUACUUCCGCAAGUUCGAGCCCCGCCUGUACUCCCUGGACUCCAGUGGCGGCGGCGAUGGCGGCGGGGAUGAUAUGGACUCGCUGACAGAUGAGGAGAUCCUGUCCAAGUACCAGCUGGGGAAACUCCACUUCAGCACACAGUAUGACCUUCUGCACAACCAUCUCACCGUGCGGGUGAUCGAGGCCCGGGACCUGCCUCUCCCCAUCUCCCACGACGGAUCUCGCCAGGACAUGGCCCACUCCAACCCCUAUGUCAAGAUCUGCCUCCUGCCCGACCAGAAGAACUCCAAGCAGACGGGGGUCAAACGCAAGACCCAGAACCCCGUGUUCGAGGAGCGGUACACCUUUGACAUCCCCUUCCUGGAAGCCCAGCGGAGGACCCUGCUCCUCACGGCCCUGGAUUUCGAUAAGUUUUCCCGCCACUGUGUCAUCGGGAAAGUGUCCGUACCCCUGUGCGAUGUGGACCUGGUCAAGGGCGGGCAUUGGUGGAAGGCGCUCAUCCCCAGUUCGCAGAAUGAAGUGGAGCUGGGGGAGCUGCUUCUGUCUCUGAAUUAUCUCCCGAGUGCUGGAAGACUGAACGUUGACAUCAUUCGAGCCAAGCAGCUUCUUCAGACAGAUGUGAGCCAAGGUUCAGACCCAUUUGUGAAAGUCCAGCUGGUACAUGGACUGAAGCUGGUGAAAACCAAGAAGACCUCCUUCUUAAGAGGUACCAUUGAUCCUUUCUACAACGAGUCCUUCAGUUUCAAAGUUCCCCAGGAAGAACUGGAGAAUGCCAGCCUAGUGUUCACAGUGUUCGGCCACAAUGUGAAGAGCAGCAACGACUUCAUUGGAAGGAUCGUCAUUGGCCAGUACUCAUCCGGGCCCUCGGAAUCCAACCACUGGCGGCGGAUGCUGAACACCCACCGCACAGCCGUGGAACAGUGGCACAGCCUGCGGUCCCGGGCCGAGUGUGAUCGCGUGUCCCCGGCCUCCCUGGAGGUGACCUGAGGCCACAGAGAGGGCAGCUUCCCUGGUCAAUGGAGACGUGCAAUUAUAGACGCUGCCGUGUGUACAACCAUACUCCAGACUCUCCUGUGUACACACACGAUCAUACAAACACACACCAGACACUCCUGUGUACACACACA
Molecule: messenger RNA, 1961 nt
Organism: Dipodomys ordii (Ord's kangaroo rat)
Lineage: Eukaryota; Metazoa; Chordata; Mammalia; Rodentia; Heteromyidae
Gene: Syt17
Product: synaptotagmin XVII
Exons: 9
Coding region: 1-1821 (606 amino acids)
Biological process (GO): regulation of dopamine secretion; calcium-ion regulated exocytosis; regulation of calcium ion-dependent exocytosis
Cellular component (GO): membrane
Molecular function (GO): clathrin binding; phosphatidylserine binding; calcium ion binding
Source: RefSeq, a predicted model, not a curated record